UUGUUUACUAACAUGAAAGGACCCGUAGAGCUGUUGCCAGGGAAACGCUCGUCCUUGCUGCUAAUAGGAAGCUCAAAUCGUGUGACAUACACUACCGAAUUUCUCAGAAGUGUCGUUUAUAGGUAUCUAGGAGUUAUCAAAUAUGCAGCAUUUUUAAAAAGAAGACUUUCCUGACGCUUUACAGGGGAGAAAAAGGCUGCCUUUGUCAUCGCAAGCCUUCCGCGCGACAUUACGUCAGUGGCCCUCGACGUCAUGUCGCACACCACGCGACAACUUGUAGACAAGAUGGCGACUGCGGUUAUACCCGAUGUGUAAGUUAAGAUACCGCUGGUAGAAAAAGAACAGAUGAAGCAUGCCUUGGCAGGAGGUAGUUGUACGGCUGGCUGCCUUCGCCACGGUCAUGUGAAGUGUGUGUGAGAGACUGUGAUGGACAAGUGUAAGCACGUGGGUCGACUGAGGCUCGCACAGGACCACUCGAUCCUGAAUCCGCAGAAAUGGCACUGCGUGGACUGCAACACCACGGAGUCGGUGUGGGCGUGCCUCAGCUGCUCGCACGUGGCCUGUGGACGCUACAUAGAGGAGCAUGCGCUGCAGCACUUCAAGGAGCAGCGCCACCCUCUGGCCUUGGAGGUGAACGAACUGUAUGUGUUCUGCUACCUGUGUGACGACUAUGUGUUGAAUGACAACGCCACAGGAGACCUGAAGCUGCUGCGCGGCACGCUGGGCGCCAUCAAGAGCCAACGCUAUGAGGUGACAACACGCAGCGGGCGCACCCUACGCUCCGGCGCAGCCCAGCUGGAGCAUGGAAACGCACAGGAGCAGCAGCUGCGCGCAGAGGACCGCAUGUUCACGGCACUGUGGCACCGACGUCGAGCACUCAUGGGCCGCGUAUUCCGCACUUGGUUUGGCCACACAGAGCGUGGCAGGAGGUUCCUGGAGGAGGAGCGACAGCGUGAGGAAGAGGAGGAGCGCAGAAGGGAGGCACGGGAGAGGAGACGAACACUCAAACGGCAGCUCCGGGAAGAGCUGGAGAGUGCGCCGCCACGGAAGAGCAGCCGAAUCCGGAAGCAGAGCCAGAAAGCAGCAGCUGCCGCAUCCUUUACAGAAAGGAAACAAAUCCAACACAAGCCAGCUCCACCCUCUAAUGUUCGGACUCGAAAAGACAAAACGCCUCAGAGAAGGUCAGGCACCUCAGCCAAGACCAGACAGACUCGGGCUCCGCCUACCAAAACUGGCGACUCCCCCAUUAAGAGGCGGCCCACGGUCACGCCAGGCGUGACUGGUUUAAGGAAUCUUGGCAACACAUGCUACAUGAACUCCAUACUGCAGGUUCUGAGUCACCUGCACGUGUUUAGGGAGUGUUUUCUGAGACUGGAUUUGAACCAGGCUCUGGAGCUGCUAGCGUCCGCCGUUAGCCGAAAGCUGGGGCUCUCAGUUCAGCAUGGCACCCAGCCCAAAGCCGCCGGUCAGGGAUCAGGGCUUAGCGGGGGUGCUUCACGCUCACGCAGCAUGGAGCUCAUUCAGCCCAAAGAGCCCAGCUCCAAACACAUCUCACUCUGCCAUGAGCUGCACACUCUGUUCCAGGUGAUGUGGUCAGGAAAGUGGGCUCUGGUGUCUCCGUUUGCGAUGCUGCACUCGGUGUGGCAGCUGAUCCCGGCGUUUCGAGGCUACGCACAGCAGGACGCGCAGGAGUUCCUCUGCGAGCUCCUGGACAAAGUCCAGCACGAGCUGGAGCGAACUGGAACUCUCACACCAGCCACCAUGCCGGCCAAUCAGAGACGCCUGAUCAAACAGGUGCUCAGCGUGGUCAAUACCAUCUUUCAUGGCCAGCUACUCAGCCAGGUGAGGUGUUUGGCGUGUGAUCAUCGCUCCAACACGGUGGAGCCGUUCUGGGAUCUGUCAUUAGAGUUUCCCGAGCGCUACCACAGUAAGGAUGCUGCGCAGGUGCCGUGCAGGUUGACAGAGAUGCUGGCCAAGUUUACAGAGACGGAGGCUUUAGAAGGAGCCAUUUACGCCUGUGACCACUGCAACAAUAAACGGCGGCGUUUCUGCUCCAAGCAAGUGGUUCUGACAGAAGCUCAGAAGCAGCUGGUGGUCUACAAACUGCCUCAUGUCUUACGACUACACCUUAAACGUUUCAGGUGGUCUGGUCGUAAUCACAGGGAGAAGAUUGGCGUCCAUGUCAAGUUUGAGCAGGAGCUGAACAUGGAGCCAUACUGCUGCAAAGACUCCGCCUCCAACACAUCACUCCGCCACCAACACUUCCUCUACCAGCUCUCUGCUGUCGUCAUGCAUCAUGGGAAGGGCUUCGGCUCAGGCCAUUACACUGCCUUCUGUUACAACACAGAGGGAGGAUUUUGGGUGCACUGUAACGACUCCAAGCUAAGUGUGUGUGCAGUGGAGGAGGUGUGCAAGGCUCAGGCCUACAUUCUGUUCUACACCCAGAGAAACUCUCAGGACAAAGGCAAAGCCAGCGACCUCUGACCUCCACUUAGCAGCCAGUCAGCCAGAGACGUUGUACAUUCAUGCCAAUGUGGGCUAAAGCCUGUCUGUGUGUAUAUCUGUGACACUGCAUGAGCGUGACUCACAUUCAUGCCUUACACAGACUAUUGGCAGUAGGCACUCUUGCAGCAUGUGUGUGUGUGUGUGUGUGUGUGUGUGUGUGUGAGAGAGAGAGAGAGAGAGAGAGAGAGAUAUAUCAGUCCUAGCCAGAAGCAUUAGUGCAGCUUGGAUGAGAGGGAGAGUUUUAACAUUUUGUUUCUCGGUGUGGUUGAAUUUAUUUGCCCACAAACCAAAGUAGAAAAAAAAACAAACAAACAAACUGAAUGUUGACUGUUCCCUGAUUUACCCUCCAAAGGGACAGAUGACAUGACUGUGAUGUCACAAUUAUAGUAUGUGAGGUGUGUGUGUGUGUGAGUGAGAGAGAGAGAGACUGACCAGGUUCCUUUAUGUCACUUAAAGUGCCCUGCCAUUUUUUGAACAGUUUAAGGCUCUUGUAGUGUUACCAGCUCCUUUAGGAAUGUGAUUUGACAAUUCAGGAUUUUGUUUUCUGUCUGUUUAGACUUUCCAGAAUGUACUUUUAUAUGCGGAGUAUUUGGUUAAACAAGAUUUCUUUUUUAUUUUUGUAAAAAAGAAAGUAAUUUAGAGAAACAAAAGGUUCUCACCAGCGAACACAAAACAUAUGCUGUAUGUACAGUAUCCACCUGUGUGUGAGAGUGUGUGAGAGUGUGUGAGAGUGUGUGAGAGUGUGUGAGAGUGUGUGAGAGUGUGUGUUAGUAGCUGAUUGGACUCAUUCUGUGACUGUAUUGUGGUUAGCACAUUCUCUGUGUAGGUGUGUGUUUGUGAGAGAACUGAGGUAAUCUUGUCAUGAGUUCACACACUCUUUUGAGUCUGCCUCUUUCCGGUUGGUUCCAGUUUGAGUUGCUCCGCUCUUCAGCAGGUAUAGAUGUAAAACUAUGCAAAUUGUUACCUCAAUUUAUAGAGAAAUUUACCUCAAUAAAAUGAGACUAUUUUUGCAUUUUUCUAAAAUA
Molecule: messenger RNA, 3530 nt
Organism: Pangasianodon hypophthalmus (striped catfish)
Lineage: Eukaryota; Metazoa; Chordata; Actinopteri; Siluriformes; Pangasiidae
Gene: usp44
Product: ubiquitin specific peptidase 44
Exons: 8
Coding region: 427-2484 (685 amino acids)
Biological process (GO): protein deubiquitination
Cellular component (GO): cytoplasm
Molecular function (GO): zinc ion binding; cysteine-type deubiquitinase activity
Source: RefSeq, a predicted model, not a curated record